Messenger RNA from Psylliodes chrysocephalus, 1806 nucleotides. Lineage: Eukaryota; Metazoa; Arthropoda; Insecta; Coleoptera; Chrysomelidae. The record is from the annotation of a GenBank genome assembly.
AUGGAUGAUACUAAUACCACUGUGGGUGCAAGUAAUGUGGGAUCAAGAAAAAGGCAAAGAAAUAGAACCAAACGGGAAGAGAUUAAAUUAAAGAGAAAUCGGACCACUACCGUUAAGUCAUUUAAAAAUCCCUGUUCGCACAAGGGCCCUACAUAUUGUUGUUCAGAAAUAAAUCUUGGAGAUGUGCAAGAAAUACGAAAUUCUUUCAAUGCCACUAACGACAAGAUUCAACAGGAUAUCAAAUUAUGCCAUUUUUUGUCUGCGACUGCUGCCGAACGUAAACGAUCCAUCAAAAACCAACCUAGAAAGCGGGAGUUCGCUGUAGCAUAUUUCAUACCAAAACGACUUUCUAAAAAAAAGAUUCAAGUGUGUCAAGCCAUGUUCUUGAGGGUACUCAAUAUCUGCAAGGAUCGUGUUAGGCGUGUAGCAAAAGUUUGUUUUGAGGGUAAAAUACCGAAGGAACUUCGAGGAGGUGACAGAAUUUCCAAGAAGCACACCCACACAAAACAAAAUAUCAGACAAUUUCUGGAUGGGCUACCUGCUAAGGAAAGUCAUUAUAAUAGAAGAAAAUCAAAACGAGUUUAUCUUGAUUGUAGCCUAACCAUGAGAAAGUUAUUUAACCUCUAUAUAGAACAAUGUGCACCAGAAUUAAAGACUACAAAAUUUGAUAUGUUUAGAAACAUUUUUAUUAAUGAGUAUAAUAUAGGGUUUAGCAGUCCUGCUUCAGAUUGUUGUGCCCAAUGCAUGAGACUGAAAUAUCUGAAAAAUAAGGAACGGGAUGAGGAUGCAAACAAAAAAAUCGCUCUGGAGCUAACAAUGCAUAAGAAAAGUGCCAAUGCAUUUUACGAAUCAAUGAGAAGUUUAUCUGAGAACUCAUACACUUUCUGCUUCGACCUGCAACAGGUGCAGCCUUUGCCCAGAACUCCCAUCAAUGAUUCAUUCUAUUCACACCAAGUUAGCUUGUAUAACUUUUGUUGUGUUGACAUAAAAGCCAAAAGUCCUACAUUUUAUAUAUGGACUGAGGACCAAGCCGGGAGAGGUGCUGAAGAAAUUGGAUCUGCCUUGUUCCACCAUUUAAACAGCCUUACACUCACAGACAUUUAUACACUGAGAUUAUUCUGCGACGGUUGCGGCGGACAAAAUAGGAAUUCGUACAUCAUCCACACUUUGUAUUAUUGGUUGAAAUUUAAAGCUCCAACAGCUGUAACAGAAAUUAUAAUAACGUACCCGGUCCGCGGUCACUCAUUUUUACCAGCCGACCGAGUGUUUGGUCGCGUAGAGAAAGACCUUAGGAAGCAUCCAGUUCUAAUACUAAAAAGCGAUUAUGAGACAAUCUACAAAAGUCAUGGAGUUGUCAGGUCACUCGACAGUGGCGAAGAAAAUAGCUGGAAAAUCUACAACAUCAAAGCUCUAGAAGAAAAACUCAAGAAGAUGAAUGGCAUUUCGGAUAUGAAAGUGAUCAGCUUGAAAAAAGCUACUACGGGAAACGUUUCUGUAUGUGGCUUUCAGCACUUUAGGUUUAGAACUGGUACGGAAAAAUAUACGACAUUAUCGAAACCACAGUCCAGAGGGAUACUCCAAUCAGACUGGAAAGUAAGGGUACUUGAAAGUCAAAGGGGCAUACCCGAGAAAAAGAAAAAAUCUUUGGGAAAUCUAUUAACCAAGCAGUUUGGAAACGAUUGGAAGAAUGACAAAAACUUGGCUUGGUACAAUGAUCUACUACAUAGGCAACCAAUCAACAAUAUGGAAGAUGAGACAGCUGAACCUUGCGAUUGCCUCUCAGAAGAAAAUGCUGUGCAUAUUUAG